Lutzomyia longipalpis is the source of this 1034-nucleotide messenger RNA. Its product is annotated as collagenase-like. Gene Ontology annotation, biological process: proteolysis. Gene Ontology annotation, molecular function: serine-type endopeptidase activity. Bases 116 to 958 code for a protein of 280 amino acids. NCBI's taxonomy places the organism in Eukaryota, Metazoa, Arthropoda, Insecta, Diptera, Psychodidae. The transcript has 2 exons. The record is from RefSeq and is a predicted model, not a curated record.
AUGUAAAAUUAUGACUUCCUGACGGGCUCAUGAAAAACGAAGCCAUAUAAAUGAAUGAGAACGUGCAACUUGUGAGUUAGUUUGAAUAUCGCGUGGCUUUAGUUUGUGGUGCACAAUGAAGGAAUUUAUCCAGGAGAAAUCUGUGUUAGCUGUUGUAGUUCUUGUGGCUUUGAUGAUCAAUUCUGUAGCAUCAAAGUACUAUACCCUGCCGAGUAACGCAAUUGGUAAAAAUGGAAAGAUUCUUCUAGGAGAUUAUGCCAAAGACGGUCAAUUUCCAUACCAAGUUAGCUUACUAAUCCAGGGAGCGAACAAUUGUUCCCUUGUUGAGAGAUCAUGCGGUGGGAGUAUUAUUGCAACGAAUUGGGUUCUAACAUCGGCAUUCUGUGUCACGCCAGGACCCCUAUUUGACACAGUUUACUUUGUCUAUCUCGGAGCUGGGUCUGUGUAUUACAAAAAAUCUCCCCAGAGGGAUAUUUUCAAUACAACUGCAAUCUAUCCACAUCCAGACUUCAAUGGUGAUACUCUGGAGAAUGAUAUUGCCAUGCUAAAGACGUGGGGUUUUGACUUUAGUACAAAAUUAGUGCAGCCUAUCCCUCUGGUAACAUCAGGCACGGACAUGGCUUCGUAUUUGGGAAAGUAUAUCACAGUGUCUGGAUUUGGGAAAUUCUCCAUCGAUGGAAUAGCAUCAAAGAAAUUGCUCUACACCCAACUCAAAGUGGUGGAAUGUGGCGAUGGGACUCCUGACACAUCAUUCUGUGCUGUGGAUGAGGUAGGACCUGUAUCGGCCAUUUGUGAUGGUGACGCAGGUGGUCCAGCUGUGUGCAUUCUAGAUGGCCAAGCAACUCUUAUUGGUGUGAUAUCGUAUUCAGACCAAAAGGGAUGCGAUGCAGGACCUCAAGGCUUUACAAACGUUGCCCAAUACAUUGAUUGGAUACAGGAAACAAUGAGCAGCAACUAAAAGUAUAUUCUUAAAAAAAUUAAAAUGGCUUCCUGUACUGCAAAACUAAUCCCAAUAAAUUAAAUUGCGGAGUGAG